Molecule: messenger RNA, 1787 nt
Organism: Drosophila serrata
Lineage: Eukaryota; Metazoa; Arthropoda; Insecta; Diptera; Drosophilidae
Gene: MAPk-Ak2
Product: MAP kinase-activated protein kinase 2
Biological process (GO): protein phosphorylation
Molecular function (GO): ATP binding; protein kinase activity
Source: RefSeq, a predicted model, not a curated record
UUUCAGCUCUAUCCAGCGUAAAUAACUAUAAAUUUCGGUUCGGGUUGUUGUUCUUUUUUUUCGUUCGUUAAUAGCACGCUAAAACAAAUAAUCGAAGUUAAGAGAUCCCAACCAGCAUUCAAACACCAAAAUGCUUUCGCUGCAAAACCAACGGCAACCGAAGACCACUCCACUGGUGGACGAUUACGAGAUCUCGGACACGGUGCUGGGUCUGGGCAUUAAUGGCAAGGUGGUGCAGUGUAACCACCGUCGCACCAAACAGAACUAUGCCCUUAAGGUGCUGUUGGACAACGAGAAGGCGCGGCGCGAGGUCGACCUGCACUGGCGCGUGAGUGGAUGCCGGCACAUUGUCAAUAUCAUCGAUGUGUACGAGAAUACAUACAGCGGACGGAAGUGCCUGCUGGUCGUCAUGGAGUGCAUGGAGGGCGGCGAACUGUUCCAGCGCAUUCAGGACAAGGCGGACGGCGCGUUUACGGAGCGAGAGGCAGCCCAGAUUAUGCACGAGAUCUGUGAGGCGAUAGACUACCUGCACAGCCGGGAUAUCGCUCAUCGCGACCUGAAGCCGGAGAACUUACUGUACACCACUUCCCAGCCAAACGCAAUUCUUAAGCUGACGGACUUUGGCUUUGCCAAGGAGACAUUCACCAAUGACACGCUGCAGACGCCCUGCUACACGCCCUACUACGUGGCUCCCGAGGUCCUCGGUCCAGAGAAGUACGACAAAAGCUGCGACAUCUGGUCGCUGGGCGUGGUCAUGUACAUAAUCAUGUGCGGCUUUCCGCCUUUUUAUAGCAACCAUGGCCUGGCUAUUUCGCCAGGCAUGAAGAAGCGAAUACGCACCGGCCAGUACGAUUUCCCAGAUCCAGAAUGGACGAACGUCAGCCAGGCGGCCAAGGAUCUGAUUAAGGGCAUGUUGAACGUGGAUCCUAGCAAGCGGUUGCGCAUCCAGGACGUUAUCCGCAACAAGUGGAUUGCCCAGUACAAUGCCGUUCCCCAGACGCCACUUUGCACGGGUCGUAUGCUAAAGGAGGGCGAGGAGACCUGGCCUGAGGUGCAGGAGGAGAUGACGCGCUCUUUGGCCACCAUGCGCGUGGACUACGAUCAGAUGCAAAUCAAGGCGCUGGACAAGUCAAACAAUCCGCUGCUGACGAAGCGCAGGAAAAAGAUCGAGGAAAUAGAUCUCUCUCUGUCGCGAGAGAGAAAGAGAGAGUUUUAACACGAGCGGAUAAACGUUGUACAACUGCUUUACACAAAACAAAAAGGAUACUACUUAUAUUUACUACUUCAAUGACGACAGCAGCAGGAAGGCCAGAAAGCGACAACCACUACUACUAUUAAAACAACAACCUCUGCGAAAUCCGCUCCAGGCUAUUUUACAUAUUACGUUACGUUUUCUUUUUUGUCCCCUUUAUAUGUGUAAUCCAUAUUUCCAAGUUAAAGGUUCUUAGGGUAUUUUGUAGUCUGAAAAGUUCUAUUUUUUGUAAAAAAAAAUGAAACUAUAAGCCAAGACCGGGAAGCCUAGCUAGCCAGCCCCCAGUUGCAGCUGGAUAAAUGCAGAAUUUUCGAUGCCUCGGAAAUGUUUUAUUUCCCAUUUUUUUUUUAACAUUAUUGAUAAUAUAAAUUUUUUCGUGUACGUGACUUUGAUUAUACAAUUGUUUAUGUAUGUAUAUCGUUGUGUAUAUGUAUGGUAUGGUAUAUAAUUCAGGAUGAAGAAAACAAGAAUUAAGCAAAACAACAAACAAUUAUAAAUUAAACAUUAAAGCAAGGAACUUCUGUGUUGGUUACAA